Gorilla gorilla gorilla (western lowland gorilla) is the source of this 5443-nucleotide messenger RNA. RefSeq names its product microtubule associated tyrosine carboxypeptidase 2 (gene MATCAP2). Lineage: Eukaryota; Metazoa; Chordata; Mammalia; Primates; Hominidae. The transcript is spliced from 8 exons. The record is from RefSeq and is a predicted model, not a curated record. The coding region runs from base 1650 to 2903 and encodes 417 amino acids.
UCCUAGCAACCGGCGGAGCGGCUACGUCACGGUGGCAGGUUCUAAACGCUGCUGGGCACCGUAAGGCCGCCGUGUGUACCUUCCAGCAGCUACGGGCUGGUGGAAGCGCUGCUCACAGUCAGUGUCGACACCAGAAUUCAGAUUUCACAUGCUGGCCUAGAAAAUGAAUGCCUUGUCUUCAGAGCCAGAUUAGAAGCUGGUUAUAGGUAAGAACAAUGUGUUUAUACAGUUGUUUAUCAGAGCCAUGUGCUGAAUUAGUAGUAUUCUACGUAUUUGUUGAAUGAAAGAAUGCAGAUCAACACAGUUUUAAAGUAGUGAAUGCACAACAGUAUAUCCAGUGAUUCUUAUCUGUUUAAAGCACUUGUGAGUUCUAAAAACAAAGCUGCCCUCUCCUUCACUUGCCAUUUGAUAUAUUAAUACCUUUGUAAUAGUUAUUAAAAUUUGUUUUUCUAACUUGCCAAGAAAAAAACCCUUGUUCUUCUUUAACCUUAACGUACAGCUUAGAAUUAUGAAGAAAAUCAACCAGUUAUUCAUACUAAGCGACAUUACUAAAACAUGCUUGAAGAUGCCAUCUGUUUAAUCUUAACAAUGGUUUUUCAGUAAAUAAGGCUUUGUUGUCCUUCUUUUACUGAUAGCUACCUUUAUAUAUAUUUCCAAAUUUCAAGAUUGUAUUGUCUUUGAAAGUGCCUUGGAUUUUACUUUAUUAUAGAAAAUACUAUUUUAAAAUAUAUCAUUUCUAUGAAAUCCACAUUCUUUUUUUUUUUUUUGAGAUAGGGUCUCACUCUGUCACCCAGGCUGGAGUGCAGUGGUGCGAUCUCAGCUCACAGCAACCUCUGCCUCCCGGGUUCAGGCAAUUCUCAUGCCUCAGCCUCCUGAGUAGCUGGGAUUACAGGGGCGCACCACUAUACCUGGCUAAUUUUUGUAUUUUUUGGUAGAGACAGGGUUUCACCAUGUUGGCCAGGCUGGUCUCCAGCUCCUGCUCAAGUGAUCUACCUGCCUCGACCUCCCAAAAUGCUGGGAUUACAGGUGUGAGCCACUGCGCCCAGCCGAAAUCUACAUUCUUUUGUAGAAUCAAGUAUUCAGAUUAUUUAUGUAUAUUAUCUCACAUAUUAGACUUUGAUCAUCUAAGUGGUUUGAAGCUGAGGAUUUUUUAGAUAAUUUAACUUAUAUAUACUCAUAGAGAAGAGAAAUGACAGUAGCUAGCAUGACCAAAGUUUAGUAAUACAUCCUUUUAAUAUUUAAAAUGUUUUUUUCUAGUGAUUACUGCAAAAUUACGAAGUUUAAAGAAUCUUCAGAAUACCUUUCCUAAUAAACAGUUUGCUUCAUCUGGUAUCUUUGUUAUUUCUUUUGUUUUGAUUUUGUUUAUUAACACAGAAAAGCUUCACUGGCCUGAGCAAGAACUUGCUAAGAAGUCUGUUCUAAAUGCAGAAGAUUCAUUGAUCAUUGACAGCAGAAGAAGCAUUUCACAUUUGUCCUCCGGAGUGCUAAAAGACAUUUUCACAACUGGAACCAGUAGUUACAAUGUCCUACUACAGAGCAAGGAGGAAAAAAAGUAUCAUUCACAAAAACAGUCUUCCUCCACCUACUCCAAAAGAUGUAGAAAACCCAGCAAAUCUCCUAACACUUCUCGUAGCAAAGAUCCUCGCAGGAUGAAAGCCCUGGUGCCUGUGACAAGCAGUGGUACUUGGUACUGCCUGGAGAGGCAGCCUGCUGUUUUUGUCACUAGUUCAGUGUCAAGUCCUGUAAAGUUUACACAUGAUAUCUCUGUUACAGGGAAUGGCAUAGUACUGCCACCUAAACCCAAAAGCAAGGUCAAGUGGUGCCAUUUCUCCACUCUUCCAAAGACAAAGCCUCAGCUGUCUAGAAGCUUUGAAAAGGGAGAUGACUUUUCUGGGAAGAAAUUUUGUAUAUUGACUGCUAUAAAACCCACCAACUUAGAGAAAGAAAAACUGAGAUUCUUCAAAUCUGACUAUACCUACAAUCCUCAGUUUGAGUAUGCCAAUCCUGCUCUGCCAAGCGUAUUAGCUAAGCAUAGCCACGCAUCUGACCGAUUUCUUAAGCAGUCUAUCAAUAUUAUGGAACUGACUUUACAGAAAUACGGAAGUUAUGAAAAAUUUGAACAAGCCACUGGUGGUAGCUUGCUUUCUAAAACUCGAAUCUGGAGUCACGUUAGGAAGUACAUGAUGAAGGAAGGCUGCCUAGGGGAGAUUGUAGUUCAUCUCACUGAGGACCUGCUUUCCCGAGCGUCAAUGACAGUAGUAAAUGGAUGUCCGACUCUGACUAUCAAUGUGUCCACUGCACGUGAGCAUUGGCUGGAGGGAAUGCUGAGGCAUGAAAUAGGUACACAUUAUUUUCGAGGUAUUAACAACCUCCAGCAGCCAUGGAACAGUUGGACUGGACGUAAAAAACAUGAGCUAAAGCCAAAUAAUCCCACAGAGGAAGGACUAGCAAGCAUUCACAGUGUUCUGUUUAGAAAAGACCCUUUUUUAUGGAGGGCUGCCCUCCUCUACUACACUGUUUAUCAAGCCAGCCAAAUGUCUUUUUGUGAACUCUUCAAAGAUAUUGGCAGGUUUGUCAAGGACCCCAAUACAAGAUGGGAUUAUUGUGUACGGGCCAAGAGGGGAUGGACUGACACUUCCCAACCAGGGUGUUUUAGUAAAGACCAGGUAUACUUGGAUGGAAUUCUUCAAAUCCUCCGAUACAGAGAUACCAUAGACUUCCAUCUGCUGACUGCUCUCGGGAAGGUUUCUUAUGAAGAUGUGGAUCGCUUAAAAGGAUUGGCAGUUACCGAAAACAUGAGGGUCCCUCAUUUCCUGCAGGACCAUGGCCGAUAUAUGGAACACUUAGAGAAGAUCAUGGAAGUGAAUGAACUGACUGACAGGGAACUGAAAGAUCUUAUAUAGUAAUGAGCGUUCUGGCAAACAUAGCUAAGCUAUGCCUCCAUGUAUAUUACCAGUUAGGUGCAGUUAGCACCAGAAGAUUUAUAAAAGAAGAAUGACUACUUGUGUUUUCUGAAGAAGGGUCUUCAGUAUUCAGCAGAAUUUUUAGGUUAAGUACAGAUCUUAAACUAUUUCCCUAAAAUGUUUCUAUAGGCUGCAGGGGGAAGUUAUUCCUAUUUUCUGAAUCUCGACAGAGUCAGAUGAAAAUACUACUGCUGAGCAUUUUUGAAGACUCUUGGUCAAAUUGCAUGAUAAAUUUCUGCCUGAGCAGUAAGCACUGGCCUAGUGCUUCUGCCUAAAUAUGGAGGUCAGCUCCAACUGGAGACUGGCUGAAUUCCAUUGCUGUUCAGACUCCAAAGUUAUAUUUUAUUUGAUAAAUAAUGGUAAUUAUUCUCCUUUGAAAAAUUAGUUUUGUGUUGCUCCAAAAAGCUAGCUAUAUAUCUCAGCUUUCUUAUUUCUUUUGUAUGUUAAGGGAUUUUAAAGGGAGAGGAAAAGCAGUUUGAAAAUUUUUCAUUAAGUGUUUUAUUUUAACAUUAUUGUUUCACCUUAUCAGCUUAUAGGAACUAAAUUAGAGAAUCACCUCUUUUUGUCUAGUUAUCUCUUAACUACAUUUUCAUUUGCUGAAACAUAUUGUACUCUUUUAAAUUUUUUACAGAAUUUUAACGUCUUUUCCACUGCAUCCUUUAUAAAAAUAAGUACAAAUUCCAGAGAGGUUUUUCUACACAAAUAAAAAAUAAUUGGGGAAGGGCUACUCACAUUUUUUAUGAAACAGAAUAUGUAACAAGCAGACGACAAAUAGACUGACCUGGUUAAACGUAGGUUCUGGAUGUCAGUGGGUAGCACCUGCAGUAAACUUGACCAUGCUCUGAAAAAAGAAAUUUCUGGGUAUUGAUGGUUUAUAAAGCCAGCUUUGUGCUAUUGGUUCAGUAUAUUUUAUCAAAUCUUUGACUUCAUCAACCCAGUAAUGACAUAGUUUACAUUUUAAAAUGAGGGUUCUGUUUUGCUGUAUUUCUCCUGCUAGCCUAGCUUUGUAUUUUAUCAUCAGCUUCAGUAUAUACUUGUAUAUAUAUACCUGGAUUCAAAUGGUUCUUCAUACAACUUAAUGAUCAGAAAGAAUGCUGCUGUAAACACCCCACUCAAGAUUGCUGCUGGAAUUUCUACCCAAAGCUGUCUGAGAGAGUUUAUCUUUACCUCAGUGCAGGCUAAAAUAAUGGUGCUAAUACUGGUAGAUAUAUACUGUGAAGCCUGGUUCACAUUCAUGCUAGAAAAUGAUUUUGGGAAAUCUUUUAUAGGAGAGGUUACAUGAUUUUUCUCUUUCACAUAUCUAGAAGGACUUGCCUCAAAGAAGAAUGUUGCAGCAAACAGGAUAUACUCUAGCUGGUGCCCAAAGGUUCUUGCAAAACCAUGAAUCUUGCUUUUAGCAGUAGAGGGCCAGACACUUUGGAGCAUUGAAAGGCCUUAGCCCCUGCUCCCCAACUACGUGCCAUGCUGGGUAGUGUGUAUCCUGUACAUCUGUGUGCCAGGCUGGGGCAGACUGUGCCAAUGCUCACCAAACACUAGAAUCUGCUCUUACACCUCUAGCAUGUAUCUCCUUGUAGCAGAGUUGUGCACUUUCUCAGCAUUGUGUAGUGUUUUCUAAUUGCAUCUAAAAACUUAUCAAAAGUGAUUGUGAAAACAGUGUCUUAGAAGUAUAAACAGAAAUGGCAAUAUUUAUGUCCUGUGAUUCAAGCCCAAAGGUUAUAAAUUCAACUUUCACAGGGAAUAGCACUGCUAAUCUUACUUUAUGAUUUAAAUAUAAAGGAAAAUCACAGCAGCCUUAAUUUCCUGUUGGUCGGAUCAUUUGCAGCAGUUCUAGUUCCUGGCUUUUAAAAUGGAUGAAUAUUUUCUCUUUGUCUGAUUUGGAAAAGGAACUGCUUUUUUGCCUUACUGCUUUAGUAUAAGGAUGAAAAACAUGAGCACUCUGCAGACAAAAUGACCUUAAAUCACAUUGAUUAAGAUAUUUUAAAAGUUAGCAGUGAACCAAAAGUAGUUUCAGAUUAGCAGAAAUAAAGAGCUUUAAGCUUUAAAAGUUGAGAUUGAAUAUUUAAUGAAAGUUUAUUAAUUCUUUUUCCAGGAAUAGCAGUAAGGUCAGUUUUUUUCCCUAAAAUAAAAAAUUUUAAUAAACAGAAAAUUAUAGCAACAGUACUUAGGAGAAUAGUUGAAGAUUGUAUUAAUUUUAAUUAUAAUAGUUAUUUGUCAUAGGCUAUUGAUGAUUAGAAUUUCAUUAGUUUUGUCCACUAUAAUUUUAAAAAUAGUUGUAUUAAAUACAAAUUCUGAUAAACUGUUAGGUUUUAACACCAGACAGGAUUCAAAGGAAAUUAAUGUUUGCAAACAUAAAUCCAUAGUCUUCAUUUCUUUAUAUUGUCACCUUUGUAAAAGUGUUUAAAAUUUGUAUUGUUUGUUUUGUAUAUCUUUGGGCAUUUUGUGUCUAGCUAUAAUAAAAAGAAACGGUGCCAAGGUUCUCA